AUGAAAGAAAUGAAAGACUCAAAAAGAAGAUCUAUUUUCAUCGAAUUAAUACAGACCGAGCGAAAUUAUGUCGAAGGCUUAACAACUUGCAAAGAAAUAUACUAUAAACCACUUGACAGCUCAAUAAAUACUGAGAAACCAUUAAUUGAUUCAAAAACUCUUUCUUCUCUUUUUGGAAAUAUCGAUAAAAUCAGAGAAUGCCAUGAAGUCGGACUUUUAAAUUAUAUGGAUGAAAUACUCCCAGAUAUGCGAAGACAUUUUGCUCCAACUGAACUCUAUAUCUCUUUGGCCAACAAAUUUUUGGAAAUUUUGCCACACAUGCAAACUCUUUAUAGAGCAUACUUACAAACAAAUGAAAACUCUGAUGCCAUUUUGGAUGGCCUUCGUAAGCAUAAAAAAUUCAAAAAAUUUGUUUCAAGGUGCAUUUACAAUCCUAAAGCAAAAUGUCGCUCAAUUGAAGACUUUCUAAUCCUUCCUCUUCAAAGAAUUGCAGCUUACAAGUGCUUAUUUGAAAGAGCCCUCAAAUAUUUUCCAGAAAGUAUGGUAGAAGAACAUAAAAUAUAUAAACAAUUGCUUGAACAGUUACUUGGUCUCGGAUCUGAAAUGAAUAAAGCAAAAUCUGAUGAUGCAAACCAAGAUAUAUUAUAUCAGAUCUCAGAAACUGUUUCAAAGGCUCCAUCAUACUUACAAAUUAUGAGAGCUGGAAGAAAAUUUGUAGGAAAAUACAAACUCACGUAUCUUGAUCAUAAUACAGGACGUGAGACAGAAAGAGGAUGCUCUUACCUCUUUAAUGACAUUCUUCUGCUUGUCCAAAAGGUGAAAACAGGAAUGUAUACAACAAAGUUCAUAUAUGAAGAUUGUAUUCCUAUUACUUCGAUAAAAUUUCAAGCAACAGCAUUUCAAACUUAUGCUGAGAAAGCGUGUCAUCUCCGCACAGAUGUAAAUAUAUACGAACUACUUUUCAAUGAUUCCAAAGAAAGGGACGCGUUUGUCAGUUCAAUCAAGAAACAGCAAAAGAAGAUUUCAAAAAGAAUUAGAGACCAAACAAAGAAUGGAUUAACUCAUAUCCAAACAAUUAUUUCAGAUAUAAGUACUUCUUACAAAGAACCUAAGAAGUUCGUAAGCCGAGCAAAAUUGCUUUCAUCUUGGUAA
Messenger RNA from Trichomonas vaginalis G3, 1152 nucleotides. Its product is annotated as Rho guanyl-nucleotide exchange factor protein. Gene Ontology annotation, molecular function: guanyl-nucleotide exchange factor activity. Lineage: Eukaryota; Parabasalia; Trichomonadida; Trichomonadidae. The transcript has a single exon. The record is from RefSeq and is a predicted model, not a curated record. The coding region runs from base 1 to 1152 and encodes 383 amino acids.